Misgurnus anguillicaudatus (oriental weatherfish) is the source of this 3952-nucleotide messenger RNA. RefSeq names its product microtubule associated tumor suppressor 1b (gene mtus1b). NCBI's taxonomy places the organism in Eukaryota, Metazoa, Chordata, Actinopteri, Cypriniformes, Cobitidae. The record is from RefSeq and is a predicted model, not a curated record. Gene Ontology annotation, molecular function: microtubule binding. Gene Ontology annotation, cellular component: nucleus; cytoplasm.
UAAAACUUCAGGAAUGCUAAGCCCAUCCUUAACACAGUGGAGUAUUUUCUGUCCGUUAGCACUGGACAGGGUCUAGCUAUGGGAGGUAUCGCUCCAUGAUUGUGUCUUAACAUCAUCUGCUCAUCUAUGAGUUUCAUGGAACCACAAGUAAAGAAGUCAGAGCUUCCAACCCGCGGUCUUCCCAAGAGACCGGGACAAGGAUCUCAGCAUGGGAUGUGUCUGCCAUUACACAGCGGUGAUCACAGCAACAAUGCUUUUACCUGUGAUUCUUCAUUGUCGUCAUCCUCAACUUCACCUUUGUAUUGUAAAGGUGAAGUUUCUCCAGACUCCACGCGUAGCUUGAGUAGUCUAAGCAGUGCCAGAACGGAUAGCCCGCUGGAUGUGGACAUGGCUGAGGUAGAGAUGGGAAAAACAAUGGCAAGCGGUGAUGAUUCAGGAAUACAGAGUCCAGAAUGCAGACCUAACUAUGGUGAUGACAAUGACAACUCUGUGUCUGUCUAUCUGGAUGCCAACGAAGAAUGUUGGAGUGAUGAUGAGGAAGAUGAUAACCAUAAUGUCACAUUGGUGGUAACACAGAAGGUUGGACAAACAGAUCAAAAUAGUAUAUCCUUGUGCUCCUCGGAAAGUGAUGAUGAAGAAGAAGAGGACUCUUUUCUCUCUUUAGCAUCUGAAGAUUUGGUGAUAAAGAACCAAGUUCUGGCAGUGUCCUCCAGCUGUGAGAUGGUAAUGCCAAUUGUUGCUUUAACAGACAUUUCUCAAGACCAACCACCAGAUGUGAAGUUGGAGAUGUCCAACAGAGUGCUUAAUUUGGCUACGGUUGAUGAUCUCCAAAAGGAAGUGGUCAAAGGGGAUCUCUCAUUUGACUUGAUCCCAGCCACUCAAGCUAUUGACAACAUGACUGAGACAGCGUUGUCCCCUAGAGAUUCAGAAGGUAAUGCAAUCUGCACUAUCAUGACAGAUAUCAAAAACAUACAGGUCAAUACUUCAUCAAACGUGGAAAAUCAGCCAAAGUCCCCAGCAAAAAAGACCAAUGAUCUGGCAGGACACGGUCUCAAAGCCAAGCCUCCUACGAGGGCUGCCCUGACCAAAGCUACAAAGCCUGAGAUGAAGAGAUUCCCCAGGCCAGACUUGAGAAACAUAAAGGCUAAAAUCAUCUCCAGGGCCUCCUCGGCUCCGAGAUCAAUCAAUCCCGAAAAAACAAACGCUAAUCUUUGCCGAUCACCUUCUGCGAAUAAGCUUCCUGCCACAGCAGGCUAUCGAACGAAGAGGAAAGUGGAUGAUAAAGCUGUUGUGAAAAGAAGCAGAUCAUCAUCCAGCCACUCAAGGGGGACUGAAGUGAAGAUCUCAGACCGUCCAACGUUAGAUCCUGAACCCAAACCAACGUGUCCUUCGCUGGAUACAAAGACAGAUCACAUUAAGUCCUCAGUAAAUGUCUGUCAGGAGCAAGAUUUAAUCGCGUUGUCCUUGCGUACAUCAGAAGAAGAAACAUCAAUAAAAUCAGAAUCAUCGGAUUUCAUAGUUAAAGAGGCUGAUCACAAGAACGAAGCUGGAAUUAAAACUUCUAAAUACAAAAGCAAGACUGUUUCUUCUAAGCUGGGACCAUCUCUAGGGACUGCAUCUACAUCUGAACCCCCAGAACCCAAAGCGAAGCCCCCUGGCCGGGAAGCCCGAUCUACAGGUGGUCUGGGUCCACCGGGAAGCCGAGUUGUUCAGCCAGCGGGUCUUUCCAGGAUGCGCACCACAGACAAAUCUACAAUCCCCUGCAGCCCAAUCACAGUUUCAAGCUGUAAGCUUCCUCAGAAAGCAUCUUCCAAACUACCAGUGAAAACCAAUCCCACAAGUCCCAGCUCCUCCUCGAGUACAAUCAGUGAAAACAACUGUAUCAAUGUAAACAAAGUCCCUGAAGAGAAAUCUAUCAAGCAAUCUCCUCCAUCCCAGAUGCAAGGAAAGUCUCUGGUCAGUAAACCUGCAUCAGGUCACCGCAACAGAGCGAGCUCCAUCCCAUCCAAACCAGUAACAGGGCUAAAGGUCCCAGCUGUGACCAACCACAUUACAGCUAAGAAUAACCAGAAUGCUUUGCAGCGAAGUGGAUCUGCGCGACAUAUUCGCUCAAUGACAACAGCAGUGGACAAGACUUCCAAAGCGCCAAAGGCUGCAGGGACGACGGCUGGACGGACACAGCCGCACAGCGUGGUUGGGGUAAAUGCACAGACUGAGGAAGAAGAGGAGAGAGAUCUUCGUACUCAAAGUGAGAAGAAGAGUCAGUGUAUCCUGCAGCUUCGCAAAGUCAUCGCUAAUGGCAACCGACGCCUGGAGGCUCUUGCCCUGGUCGUUCAGCAUGUAUUCAGUGAGCGCGAGGUGGCAAUCAAACAAAAGGAAGAACUUUCUGUCCAGCUUAACAACUUGCGAGACCAACUGGGUAACUCAAUCUCAUGCUGUGAGCAGCUGGAGAAGGACAAAGAGGAGGUGCGUGUAUCUCUGGAGGCAUUUUUGCAGAAACUCCAGGAGCAGCAUCAAACAGAACUACAGCAGCUCGAGGAGCGACUGAAAGAGUUUUACUCGGCAGAAUGGGACAAAACUCACCAGGCCUACCAGAAGGAGGCGGAUAAGUGCAGGGCACUCAUGCAGCAGCAGGUGGACGAGGUGAGGAGCAAACAGGAGGCCCUGAGGAACCAGCAGGAAGUUGCACACAGCAAGCAGAUAGAGACAUUGAAAAAGGAACAUGAGACAACACUCGCAGAGCUGAGGAAGACUCAUGAACAGCACACGGAAGACCUGGACAAAACGUUUAAGGAGUCUGAAGCCUUGCUCAAUGAGAAAAUUCAGACCUUGACAGCAGAAAACGAGGCUCUGAAGGAGAAACUGAGAGAGGAGGAGGAGCGAAGGAAAGCUUUGGCAGAUAAGAGUCAGAAGGACGCCCAUACGCUGUAUUUGGAGCAGGAGCUGGAGAGUCUCCGAGCUGUGCUGGAAAUAAAGACCAACCAGAUACACCAGCAAGACAAGAAACUUAUGCAAAUGGACAAACUGAUCGAUGAUAAUUUGAAACUGGAAGAGUGUCUUAAGAAAGUCCAGCAGGAAAAUGAAGACUACAGAGCUAGAAUGGACAAACAUGCUGCACUGUCAAAGCAGCUUUCCACAGAACAGGCAAUGCUUCAACAGACCCUGCAGAAAGAGUCAAAGGUCAACAAACGGCUAUCCAUGGAAAAUGAGGAGCUGCUGUGGAAACUGCACAACGGGGAUCUCUGUAGCCCUCGACGCGUCUCUCCCUCCUCCCCCUUCCCCUCGCCCCAAAAUUCCGCCUCCUUCUCCGCGACCCCAAUAUCACCUAGAUAACCUCUGACCUCAGAUCAACUCAACCCAGAGGGCACCUAUGGACCUUUUGGCCAUUUUAUUCCUAUAAUAGGACUUGUAUAGAUUGUACAGACUUAAAGUUUAUAAAUGUCCCCUAUCAAAUGAAAGACAAUGAUGCACAGUUGCACUUCUAGGUCAAGGAAAUCACUUGAUCGGUUACAUGCUUGUUCGUUCCAUGACGUAUUAUUUCUUUAUUUCUCACACACCUACACAAAUUUCUCUGGGGAGGGGACACACCUCAGGGCUUGUACAUAAAGUAUCUCUCCCUCGGACUGACAUUUUCUGUUAAACCUGUUUACCUUUUUUAAAAAAUUUAAAACGGUUAGUACAUUUGCAGAGGAAAGAUGUUGUAUUUUUUGUAUGCUCACAAGAAUGCGAUAUGAUAUUUACAUAAGAAAUGGAAAAGAAAGAAAUGGCUUAAAAGACAACCUCACAGGUCCUAACUGUUCCUUAUGUUGUGGAAUGUAUUUACUUCAUCCCAAACUUGUUUUCCCCUGCCUCUACAUUUAAAACUUUUUUCCCCAUCUCAACCACAGUGAUCUUUUAUUGGUUGUUUUUAUUUUUUUAAUUAAUGCAUUAAACUUCUGGAUGCUUAUCUUUA